Messenger RNA from Nycticebus coucang (slow loris), 577 nucleotides. RefSeq names its product 39S ribosomal protein L47, mitochondrial-like. Gene Ontology annotation, cellular component: mitochondrial large ribosomal subunit; mitochondrial ribosome. Gene Ontology annotation, molecular function: structural constituent of ribosome. The transcript has a single exon. Gene Ontology annotation, biological process: mitochondrial translation. The record is from RefSeq and is a predicted model, not a curated record. Lineage: Eukaryota; Metazoa; Chordata; Mammalia; Primates; Lorisidae. Bases 146 to 577 code for a protein of 143 amino acids.
AGGACUAGAAGAAUUUUUUGAUGACCCAAAGAAUUGGGGAGAAGAAAAAGUAAAAUCUGGAGCAUCAUGGACCUGCUAGCAGUUAAGGAACAAAAAUAAUGAAGAUUUACAUAAACUUUGGUACGUCCUACUGAAAGAAAGAAACAUGCUCUUAACCCUGCAGCAGGAGGCCAGGCGGCAGAGAUUGCCAAUGCCAAGUCCAGAGCAGUUAGAGAAGGUAAUAGAUUCCAUGGAUGCAUUAGAUAAAGUUGUCCAGAAGAGAGAGGAUGCUCUAAAGCUUCCUCUGACUGGUCAAGAGUACGCUAGACCUGGUGCUUGGAGAAGAGACAUCUUUGGAAGGAUCAUCUGGCACAAAUUCAAGCAGUGGCCUAUACUUUGGUACCUAAAUGAAAGAUAUCAUAAGAAACGAUUCUUUGCAAUGCCUUAUUGCAAAGGCAAUAAGGAACGUUUUGUCAGGCUGAGAUUUGAGAAGGAAGCCCGCAUCAGAACAUGGAAGAAAAGUCUGGAAAAAAAGAAAGAAAAUUUUUUUCAGAAGUUUCUACAUCUUUCUGAAGCCCAGAAGUCAAGUCUUGCCUAA